Messenger RNA from Marchantia polymorpha subsp. ruderalis, 719 nucleotides. The record is from the annotation of a GenBank genome assembly. Lineage: Eukaryota; Viridiplantae; Streptophyta; Marchantiopsida; Marchantiales; Marchantiaceae.
ACGAGUUAGUUAGACCUGUGAUUUUGCUUCAAUGUGCGAAAGAAGCAAGACAUCAUACCUUCUAUUCUCAGCUGGCUCUACCUCCUUUUACCCCAACUUUGUUUUACUCUCAUGUUCUCACAAAGUGUAUCACCGUUGUGCCAUUUGACCACCGCCUGCCAAAGUCCUACUGUCCACUCCACGGUCCAAAUGUUCGGCGCUUUUUGUGAGUUUAGUUGCAGCGAGUUUCUCGAUCUUGACUUAUGGAGAUCGGCGGCCAAUGUUGGCCUACAGUGGCCUAUUUCUGAUUCAUAUUCUUUUUCCAAAGUUGGGCUAUCGGAGGAUGUGUGAACGUUAGCAUGUGAAGCGAUCUGCAUUGGCAACAGUUACUUUCCAAAUCAAAUUUAAGUGAUCGAUGAUCUCCUCGCUCAGUAGAUGCUUCUCUAGUAUAUGAAAAAAUUGGUUUCAACAAAUUAAAAGGGCGAGGAUAUCAUUCAUCUUCCAACGUCAAGUGCUGAAAGGAAAGACGGAGGAGGACAGAACUGGUCUAUCUAUUUCCCAGUAAAGGUCGAUCAAAAGAGACGUUCUGACUUGUAACACAGUAUGAAGUUUCUUUGCAUAGUGGUCUUUUGAUGGUCUACAUUUUCUAUGACAGGAGUAUUGUUGAUGUCUAUUACUACCAUUGGUAUGUUGUGGAAACUGAAUUUGAAAAGAAAAGCCGUCCUUCCCUGUUACUGCAC